Molecule: messenger RNA, 1455 nt
Organism: Theileria orientalis strain Shintoku
Lineage: Eukaryota; Apicomplexa; Aconoidasida; Piroplasmida; Theileriidae
Exons: 2
Coding region: 1-1455 (484 amino acids)
Biological process (GO): prolyl-tRNA aminoacylation
Cellular component (GO): mitochondrion
Molecular function (GO): proline-tRNA ligase activity; ATP binding
Source: RefSeq, a predicted model, not a curated record
AUGAGUCUUUUAUCUUUUCAAAUUAUCAUCGCAUUUUUAUUUUUGGGUUUCGAAAAUUCCUUUUUAAAUGGCUUUAUUUUGCCUCAACAUUUUUACACUAAAAAUUUUCCAUAUUUUUUGGGUAAUUCUUACAAAUUUGGCCGAUCUCACCUUCCUUACUUGGAAUCUCACAAUGUGGUUAAUUCCGAAUUGCUCGGAAUUUUAAAUGAAAGGUCCCAUAAUAAGAUCAAGGACACACUAGCAAUUCCUGAUAAAUAUGGAUUGCAGUCCAAAAUAUCUUCUGGUUUAUACGCCGUCUUACCUUUGGGUAACCGGGUUUUUGAGCGAUUAAAACGUAUCAUAAGGGUCGAAAUGGCCAAAUUGAAUGCAGUUGAACUAACCUUCCCAAUUUUACAGCCCGAAUUAAUACUGGAAGAUAAAUUAAAAUCGUUUGGUUCCGAAUUAUUCUCUCUAAAGGACCGAGAUAAGCAGAAAUACUACCUCAGUCCCAGCUGUGAGGAUUUAUCUUGUAUUCUUAUCAAAAAGGAGAACUUCCCGCUCUCCAAAUCUUAUUUGCCCAUUAUUCUUUACCAAAUUAACGCAAAAUUUCGUGAUGAACUCAGGGUUAGUGAAUCAUUCUGUCGGAGCAAGGAAUUUUUAAUGUUUGAUGCAUAUUCUUUCCAUUCUAACAAAAACUGCUCCAGUGUGUACUAUACAUUGUUUUUAGAAUCGUUUAAAAAUAUGUUAGAUCUCAUGAAGUUGAAGUACAGAGUCGAGGAAAGGUCCGAAGACGGCGUCGAGAGUCACGAGCUCAGGGUGGUUUUGGGUGGCCCUAACUCCGAAAACGAUACUGAUUCUGAUACUCUGGAGGUUGCACACCUGUUUAAAUUCGACACUUCUUAUUCCCAAAAGAACGAUUUGAGGUAUGAAACUACUGAUAGACUAAGGGAAGACGUAUACAUGAAUUCGUAUGGAAUUGGACUUAAUAGGCUGUUGACUGCACUCGUUAAAAACUUCUCAAAUGAGGUUGGAUUAAAAUUUCCACAGGUUGUAGCACCCUAUGAUUUAACUAUUAUUUCUUGCAAUCAAGAAACUGACGAGUUAUCCAGCCUGCUGAAGAGGGGUUUAAUUAGGAAGGGCCUUUCGGUUCUGCUCGACGACAGAGAUGAGACCAUAAAAAAGAAAGUCUUGGAUUCAAAGCGCAUAGGAAUCCCACACAUGAUACUCUUGUCGCCCAAAUUCCAAAGAAUGAAACCUAACAAAAUACACAUGGAAUUAUGGGAGGAGAUAAACAAGAAUUCGAGGAUUUCUAACUACUAUAAUUUAAAUCAAUCGCCCGAAAGUUUGAUUUACAAGAAGGAUACUGUAAAUUUAUCUAAUUAUAUGGAUACAGCUGUAGAAUAUCACCCGAUCUUAUCGGAGAACAGUUAUAUAAUAAAAUUGCGAGAUUUACUUAAAUUACUCAAUGUUUCUUAA